GCGGACCGCACCCGCCGCAGUCAUGUCUGUGGUGGGCAUCGACCUGGGCUUUCAGAACUGCUACAUCGCGGUGGCGCGGAGGGGCGGCAUCGAGACCAUCGCCAAUGAGUACAGCGACCGCUGCACCCCAGCUUGUAUAUCUUUGGGAUCCAAAGCCCGGACUAUUGGAAAUGCAGCAAAAAGCCAGAUUAUCACAAAUAUUAAGAAUACAUUACAUGGAUUUAAAAAGCUGCAUGGGAGAGCAUUUAAUGAUCCCUUUAUAAAAUCCGAGAAAGAGAAACUGCCAUAUGAGCUUCAGAAAUUACCUAAUGGGAGUGUAGGAGUGAAGGUACGUUAUUUGGAUGAAGAGAGAUUAUUUGCUAUUGAACAAGUUACUGGUAUGCUAUUAGUUAAGCUUAAGGAGACAUCAGAAAGUACACUUAAAAAGCCUGUAGCAGAUUGUGUCAUUUCCAUCCCAAGCUUUUUUACUGAUGCCGAGAGAAGAUCUGUUAUAGCAGCAGUGCAAGUGGCCGGUUUAAAUUGCUUGAGACUAAUGAAUGAAACUACAGCAGUUGCUUUAGCCUAUGGAAUUUAUAAACAAGAUCUACCAGCCCCAGAAGAGAGACCAAGGAAUGUGGUUUUUGUAGACAUGGGACAUUCUGCCUACCAGAUUUCUGUCUGUGCUUUUAACAAAGGAAAAUUGAAGGUACUUGCUACUACAUUUGAUCCCUUUUUGGGUGGUAGAAACUUUGAUGAUGCGUUGGUAGAUUAUUUCUGCGAAGAGUUCAGGAUGAAAUAUAAACUUAAUGUUAAGGACAAUGGUCGAGCAUUGCUGCGGUUAUACCAGGAAUGUGAAAAACUGAAGAAGCUGAUGAGUGCAAAUACUUCUGAUCUUCCAGUAAACAUAGAAUGCUUUAUGAAUGACGUUGAUGUCUCUAGCAAAAUGAACAGGGCUCAGUUUGAACAACUGUGUGCAUCUCUUCUGGCCAGAGUAGAACCUCCUUUGAGAGCAGUGAUGGAACAAGCUAAACUACAGCGUGAAGAUAUUUACAGUGUAGAAAUAGUAGGAGGAGCAACUCGUAUUCCAGCUGUGAAGGAACAGAUUUGUAAUUUUUUCUGUAAAGAGAUAAGUACCACAUUAAAUGCAGAUGAAGCUGUUGCAAGGGGUUGUGCAUUACAGUGUGCAAUUCUGUCCCCAGCAUUUAAAGUUCGUGAAUUUUCCAUCACAGAUGUUGUUCCUUACUCAAUUACUCUGAGGUGGCAAUCAUCUUAUGAGGAAGGAACAGGUGAAUGUGAAGUCUUCAACAAAAAUCAUGCUUCUCCAUUCUCAAAAGUUAUUACUUUCCACAAAAAAGAGCCUUUUGAAUUAGAAGCAUUUUAUACACAUCCUCAUGAUGUUCCUUAUCCUGAUACAAGAAUAGGCCAUUUUGUUAUUCAAAAUGUUGGUCCCCAAAACGAUGGUGAUAAUUCAAAAGUUAAAGUUAAAGUGCGAGUUAAUAUCCAUGGAAUCUUCAGUGUGGCUAAUGCAUCUGUAGUGGAGAAGCAAAAUUUGGACAAUGAGCCUAAUGAUAUUCCAAUGGACACAGAAUUGUCAUGUCAUCAAAGCAAAGAUGAACUGGCUAAAAUGCAGAUUGAUCAAGAUGAUGGUAAUCAAAAGAGCCAAACAGAACAAAGUCAAACAGAUGAGGAAACUGAUCAUAUAGGUACCGAAGGAAAGACUGCUUCAGGAGACAAGAUUGAUGCAAAUCAGUCAAGCAAAACAAAGAUCAAGAGCAUUGAUCUACCUAUCCAUGUUAACUUAUAUAGACAGGUUGAACAGGAUCUUAUUAAUUGCUACAUUGAAAAUGAGCGGAAGAUGAUAAUGCAAGACAUUCUGGAGAAGGAGAAAAAUGAUGCCAAAAAUGCUGUUGAAGAAUAUGUGUAUGAUUUGAGAGAUAAGCUUUGUGGCCUCUAUGAAAAAUUCAUAACUGAAGAUGAUUCAAGAAAAAUAACAUUAAUGUUAGAGGAUGUAGAAAUUUGGCUUUAUGAAGAUGGAGAGGAUCAACCAAAACAUGUAUAUGUGGAAAAACUUCAGGAAAUGAAAAAAUUUGGUGGCCCUAUUCAUGAUAGAUAUAAGGAAUACGAAGAAAGACCAAAAGCUUUAUUUGAUUUAGAAAAUAAACUCCAGACGCUUAUGAAAGCUCUAGAAGAAUACGAAAAAAAGGAUAAAAAAUAUGAUCACAUUGAUCCUGUUGAUAUGGAAAAGGUUGAAAAAUAUGCCAGUGAAGCUAUGAACUGGUUGAGCUCAAAGAUGCAUAUACAGCACAGACUGAAUUUGACACAGGAUCCUAUUAUUACGGUGGCAGAAAUAAAAGCAAAAUCUAAGGAACUGGACAAUUUAUGUAAUCCAAUUAUUUACAAACCUAAGUCCAAAGCAGAACCACUGUCUAAAGAUCAAGGAAAAUCUAAUAGUGAACAAAACAGGCCAAUGAAUGGACAAAGCAGCUCUGAUACUAAAUUAGACGAUAAUUGCCAGCAGCCUAAAUCAUCUGAAGAAAUGGACAUGGACUAAGUUUUACAAUUCUUUGAGUUCAUUAAAAACAGUGCAAGUAAUCAGAGGGUCCUUUUUUUCUUAAUUCACACUACAUAUGUUCAGUUAUUUAAAAAACUUUCUGUCCUUUAUUCUUUUCAUUAGGUUUGAAAGUGUUUUUCUAUUGAGUACAUUCUCAUUGUUCAUUCCAUUAAGCUUAUUGUGAAGCUUUAGUUGAAUAUAGAUUGUAAUCAGUUUAAGCUUUUAUGAUAUAUUUUAUAUCAAAGAGGCAGAAUUGAUACAUAAAUGACAACAAUCUACCUUAUUCAAAGCUUUUAUUGUAAGCCACUGCUCCUUUAUUUAUGAAAGACCACUGUAUUGCACUUUCGAUGCUGAAGUGUAGAUUUUUGCAUCUUCAUUUUAGAAAAUAUUCAGUUUGACAUGGCUUGAACAUUGCCACAAGAAGCACUGACCUUUUUUUUAAUUGUUGUAUUGUUCUAAUAUAAAUAUUAAAAUAGAGAUUAGUUGGCAAACUAGUUCAGCUUGUUGAUGUAACACAAAAACCUGUAAGAAUUUUGUUGAUCAAUAUCCAAAGCUUGAAAGGACCUUACACCAGCAGCAUUCUUUGUCAGCAAACUAGUAACAAGAUUUAAAAUAAAACUUGUGGUCCCCGUGUUCACACGGUCCUGUAUCAUAUUUUGUGUUGAUGCUGAGAUGCUCUUAAAGCUGUAAUAGUAUGGAAUUGGAAGACUGUAACGAGACACACAUGCUUUCAUUUCUCUUAAAUACCUCUGACUUAACUGGCUUCGGUUUAUUCAGAAUGCUGCCUUUGACUGUUUUUACAAAAUGCCCUUCUUGGAAUUAAACGUAAAAACUACACACAUAAUAUAUUGUCAUCAAUUAAUAUUACUUACACAGUAUUCCUUAUUUUUUUUUACUUGGCAAAAAUAAUAUUCUUGGUUAGAGACUGUGCUUACUGAAAGUUCAUACUAGUAAUCAUUUUUGGUAAUUGUCCCAAGCAUUUGCAGAAUAUCAUUUGAUAUAUCUUUAACAAAUAGAUAAAACAAGCUACUAACAUUUAAGCUUAAUAUCAGUACAGAUGAAUCUAAAAAACAAUCUUAAAACAUGCUAAUAUCACUUAGCAAUUUUUUAAUCAAAGUAAUCAUGUGGAGACUGAGAAUCCUUCAUUGCUCAUUCCAGUUUUUGGCUGAAAAAUUAUAACAUACAAUGUAUGUAUGCUUUUGCAAAAAUCUUGUAAAUCAGAUUUCUGUUCUUUUUAUUCCACAUAUAAAUUGAUUUGCUAAAUUAUUAAAUUUUAGAUUUAACUGAAGAAAUCAAUUUUCUGCUGCUGCCAAAAAAAAAAGUUUGUUCUUCAGCAACCAGAGACAAAUUAUUUUGUCCUAAAGAGGAAUUACUGGAAUAUGUUCUUUUUCUGAGUAUAGCAUGUGUUUUAGUAUAUCAUAUUCAUAUUGGUGGAGUAUGGUAGACACUGCUUUCCCAUCUGUCCCAAUUGAUUAAAAGAAGAGUGACACAAAAACAUUUGCCAACUACUGUUCAGCCAGCCUAUCAUGCCAGCCAAUCGAUUAUAACCAAAUUGCUUUGGAAUAUAGCAUAAAUAACCGAGGAUAGUUUACUAAGGAGAACCCACUACAUAAAGCAUUAAGCACAUUUUAUAUUAUUUUGUCUUAUAUUUCUACUGUUUAUGCAAUCAAUUUUGUACAAGCAGUAAUUAUAGAAGCCUUUUCACGUAUAUAGUCUUUACCUAUGUAAGCCUGUGGUAAAUUUUGAAUAUAUGUUUAUGUUAUUGUAUAUUAAUUCAGUGUAUGGUACAAUAACAGGUCUACAUUUUAUGAUUUAUUUUAAACCUUCUAGUUUAGGGUAUUAUGCGUCUAUAUAAUGAUUUAUUCUUUCCACUAUUAGCUAUGUUUUAGUUGAUGGAUUUUUGAUGGAUCAUGAAAGGGAAAGAAGUAUGUCAUCUUUCUGUUUAAAUACUCACUUGACAUUAGACUGGAGAAUUAAUUUAAAGUGCAGUAUAAAAAUAUGUGAUGGGAUAUUAAUACAAAAAAGCACAAUAGUAUAUAAAAAGUGUACAGAACAUUCUAUAUUGAAAAAAUUGUCCUCUUAUGAGCAUAUAUAAGAAAAAGUUGCUCAAAUACUAACUUAAAGAGUAAAUAAAGGAAAAUAAAUUCCAAAAAGUUUGCGAAAUACAAAAGAAUAUGUAACCUGUAAUGACAAGCUUUUUAUGGGAUGGAAUCCUUUUCAUUAGUUGCGUGAAGUACUAGCCUUACAAGGAUAGAUAUGACAUAAACAGAGACAUGUAAAAUGAAGUUAAAUACCAAUGACAUGAAAAAGUUGCAGUCUAUGGCACUUCCAGUGUAGAAAAAAUAGUUGUCCUUACAAUAAUAGAUGUUAAUGAAAAAUGCUUAUGAGCGUAAGGAAAUCCUAAAGGAAUACUUUGUGCAAGUGCUUCGCAGUUUCAUAUGGCUUGUUUCCCCACCAGGUUUCGAAAACUGGUUUUCUUGUCUUACACUGUGUUAAACUUAACCAAGGAUAAAUUUGUUAACUAUGAUUUAUUAAGGGAUACUAUUCUGAAUACACAUUCUUAGCCAGGAACAAAACCAUCUUGCAAAACCUUAUUGGAUUCUAUCUACUAUUACAUAAGAAUUCCAGGAGAUGCUAAACCUGCCAAUGAUUGGCUAAUGUUUCACCUGUGGAAUUAAUUCUACUCUUUUCUCAAUCCUGAUAUUGGUAUAUAUGAACAUGGGCAAUUUAGUUUUACAAAAAUAGUUUUGAUACUACCUGGUUUUAUUCCUAUGUGACCAGUUGUCUUACAAUAGAAAAUUGAUUAAUAAACUUAAUUACAUUAGCUAAUUUUGAUCAGCUCCCACUGUUUAGCUAUUUAGACAUCCCUAACUUCCUCCCAUUUCCCCCUUCACAUAGUAUCAAAUUAUAUUUAAUGCCUUGUCUACCUAAUUAUAGUAAUACACUAAUUUCUUUCUAAAAUAAUUUCUUGGAAAAUACAAUCCAUUUUAAUGAACUUUUCAAACUAUCCUCAAACUAAAUUGGACUAAAACUCAAAAUAUUUUUGUGAAAAUAUAAUGAAGUUUAUUGUAGAGAAAGAGAGAAGCAUGAAUGGCCAGGGCUCCUAGAGGACAAUUAGAAACUUGCUUUUUUCUCUCUUAUACACAACCAAAACAUUAUACAUGCCUUAAAGGUUCUUCUAUUGUCAGACUUAAUAAGGAAAAAUUUUUCAGAGCAGCUUGGAUGGAACUGGGAUCUCAGCUGCCAUUUGCAUAUUAUGGAGGGUAUAAAUUUGCUAAAUUACAAUGGCUAAUUAGAAAGAAAACAUUUUAAUAAUUUAAGUCUGAACUACGGAAAGUGAAUUCAUACUUAGUUUAUACCCAUUUCAUGAUGUACUGUUUUUUAAAAGUAUGAUCUACAUGGACAUAAGUCUCAUGAUGGUACUCAACACAGACUUGGGGGAGGGGGAGGCACUUAAACACUCCAUUUGAAAGAAACACUUAAGUAUUAGCAAGAAGCUGAACUGAACUCACCUGCCAUUGUGAAAGUGAUUAGUUCAGCAAACUUUUGUAUUAUGUAGCAAAGUGUCCUCAACUUGCAUAAAUCUAUAGCAGUGUUACAAAAUGUUUCCUAUAUAUGUGAACAGAUAGACUCUUUCAUAGUGACAUGCACAAAUUGACAAAUAUGUCAAUUGACUUCUAAGUAGCAAUACAAAUUGCUAGAUUGUAUGUAAUAUAUUUUUAAUAAAUAUUUAAAUUUACUUCUUAAACUUCAA
Pantherophis guttatus is the source of this 6284-nucleotide messenger RNA. RefSeq names its product heat shock protein family A (Hsp70) member 4 like (gene HSPA4L). Gene Ontology annotation, biological process: protein folding. Gene Ontology annotation, molecular function: ATP binding; ATP-dependent protein folding chaperone. The record is from RefSeq and is a predicted model, not a curated record. Gene Ontology annotation, cellular component: cytosol; nucleus. NCBI's taxonomy places the organism in Eukaryota, Metazoa, Chordata, Lepidosauria, Squamata, Colubridae.